CAACAGACACCCGCCUUCAAGUGAGUUAACGUUUUGAUUGAUUAGGUCCAGACUCUCUGUACAAAUGAAAUGAAAUUAAGUGAAGUACGAGAGUCUGGUAGAACCAGGCUAGCAGUUGUUAACCCUUUAGACAGAAACUCAACGGUGGAGCAUUUUCAAUCUGGUGGGUGGUUUCACUUUUUUGCGUUUUUAUGCCCCGAAAGCGCCGUCGCCGUCUAAACGAAAAGGCACAUCUGCUAAAAUAUUUUCUUAGACAAUAUAAGUAUAACCUUGUUUGCUCUUUCUUUGUGGGUUUAUCUCACAAAGGACUAGCAAUUAUUAUUUGCUAGUCUAUCCGUCCCUAGGGCACUCAUCAGUUUGGCGAACAGGCCUUGGUGUUUGCAUUAAGUCCCGUUUCUUCCCCUGCAGUCUGGAACAUCUUGCAGACACAUCCGAAGCUUGAGGACCUGAUCCCUAUUCAUUUAUUCACACAUGUUGUAAAGGAUUCGUAGGCAUAUCAAAAUGGAAUUUGUGCUUGCUUCACCAUCAAGACCUUUCUCCAGCUUGUUAAACAUAUGAUUCUGAGACCUUCUAUAAAAUGUGUUAAACUUCUGUAAAAGUCAUUCUGAAUAUGGCCAACAUCAAGCUAAAGACCAAUCAAUAUAAAUCAGUGCCACUAGCAUGUAGCGUAGCAGAACUGCACCUCUGUAUAUGGGCAGUCACUCAUCUGGUCCAUAAUGGUCCGAUGCUCUCUUCAGUAGAGCUUUCUAGAGCAGAAUAGCCGAGUGCAGGACACCAGUUUAUUCUGGGGGAAUUUACAGAGCUUUUUCUAGCAGAAGGUGUGACCUUGGACAAUGGGCCAAAUCGAUUGUGAAAAUAUGCAUCUGUGUCUAUGAUGCCCAGCCCACGCCAUACACCAGUACCAUCGCCACGUCCUGGCCAAAGGCUGAUAACAACCAAGCGGAGGGUAACCCAGCCCCCCUCCUGUACUGAGAGUAAUCCUGAAUAGUACUGAGACAAAAAAGGGUUCAGCCGUAGACACAUUCACAUAAUCUGCUGUACCCAAGGUUGCCUACGUGAAAACAUGGCGCCUUUUGCAUCCAUUAAGAGAGUAACCAAAGGGCAAACCGUUUCAGGGCCGGAUACUGCGAUACCAUAGACACGCCCAGGUAAGUACACAGAACACCACUAGAUAUGUCAGACAAAAAAAAAAAAAAGAUUCCUUGAUGGAAAAGGUGUCUAUUAAUUGCUGGUGUGUACUUGUGUAACUUUUACCCUUUAAAUGAGGGGUAUUUGAUGUCUUCGGCCAUUGCAGAUUCACAUAAACUUUUUUCUUCACUAAUCUUAGUGGUUUUCGUUUCGGCUCUUGGUUCGAUCACGUGAAGAGCUGGCUGGCUGCUAGAGAACAACAGCACAUCAUGUACAUCUCCUAUGAAGAGAUGAUCCUGGGGAUUAUCACGCUUCCUGGUUCCGGUGGCGGGAUUUGUCUUCGUUGUGCAUGAAAACUUCCGGCGCACUUCCACCAUGGCUGAAACAAAGGCUAGAUGUCACUGCUCUGUUCCACUUUGUACAUCUAACAAACAACACCAACCCUACUUAAGUUUUCAUGGAUUCCCGACUGAAAUGAGUCUAAGGAAGAAGUGGAUUCAAGCGGUUCGCCGGGAUGAAGGGCCAAACUUUAAAAUAAAACAAGGUAGCACGUUUGUUUGUAGCCGGCACUAGUGAAUCAGACUACAAACGCUACAGCUAGCAACCAACCGGGGUCACACCAAGCGACUGAAAAUCGUGUCUGUACCCUCCCGUUUCCAGUGGAACAACUGGGGACUGCCAAGAAGGGGGUCUUUUUAUAAAAGAGCAUCAACUCGCUUAGGCCAAGACGUUCACCCAUCCCUUCCUCUGGAGCAACCGCUGCCCUGUGAAUAAGAGCCGAUGGAGGAGAUCGCAGCUUCGGUGGUGAUGACAGAACAUGAUUUCGGUUCUGCUCCUAAACCAGGUUUGUCAGUGUUUGUUAGUGUUCUGAAAUAUUGGCCUACUAUUACCCCAUACUGUUCUUAAACCCACUUGGUUAUACCGUGGGCCAACUACCGUUACCUGCUCCUUGGCUCCCUCCCCUGCUCCUUGGCUCCCUCCCCAUCUGGAUGAGUAAACAGCAAGUCAAGAACACCAUGCCAAGCAAAUUUGUGCAGUACAGUCCAGAUGUUCGGGUAAUCAUCGACUGCACCGAGGUGACGUCGAUGAUUACCCGAACAUCAUCUUACAAGAACACAACAACCUUUAAGGCCUUGAUUGGGAUUGCCCCUUGUAGUGCUGUGACUUUUGUGUCAAGUCUCUUCACCGGCUCCAUCUCCGACCCAGAGCUGACUGAACGAAGUGGACUGCUGGAUUUACUGGAGCCAGGAGACGGCUGCAUGGCAGACAAGGGUUUCACCAUCGAGAAGCCACUAGCUGAUCGUGGGGCAACGCUGAUUAUACCACCCUUCAAGAUGACAGGUUGCAGCUAUGGCAGAAGAGGAGCUGUAUAUCGUGUACAAGGGUGUGUAUUUGGUCAAACUGACCCAUACCCCAGAGAGCCUGAAAUACUACGAGGAGUUCUCUUUCCGUCCAGAUGACAUUCUGAUUGUUACUUAUCCCAAGUCAGGGACAACAUGGAUGCAGGAGAUAGUACCUCUGAUCCUGAGCCAGGGAGACCCAGUAGUGGUGGACACUGUGCCCAACUGGGACCGGGUCCCCUGGUUGCACAAUAACAAGGCCCUUCACCUUAACCUGGACCAGAGACCGUCCCCACGCGUCUUCAUUACUCACUUCCAGUACAACAUGAUGUCAACAGGCUUCCUCAAGGUCCAACCCAGGGUAAUUUAUGUGAUGAGGAACCCGAGAGAUGUAUUCACUUCUUGCUCUCACUUUAGUAGGAUGGCCUCCUUCUUGGUUAGUCCAGGAACACAGACUGAAUUUCUCAACAAAUUUCUUGAUGGAAAAGUGAUUUUUGGCUCUUGGUUCGAUCACGUGAAGGGCUGGCUGUCUGCCACAGAACAGCACAUCAUGUACAUCUCCUAUGAAGAGAUGAUCCUGGACCUGGAGGCCUCUGUGACACGGAUGGCUCAGUUCUUGGACACACCUCUGGAUUCUGAGAUGAUAAGGAAGAUUACCGAUCGAUGUGUGUUUAAGAAUAUGAAAAAGAACAAAAUGUCGAACUACUCCCUGGUCCCCAAUACAAUUAUGGACCAGAAUGUGUCAGAGUUCCUUAGGAAAGGUAUUGCUGGAGACUGGAAGGAUCAUCUAACUGUAGCAGAGGCGGAACACUUUGAUGCAUUUUACCAAAAGAAAAUGCAGGAUGUAAAAUACAAUUUUUUUUGGGAUUAGAAAAUAUAAUUAUUGUGUUUUCUAUCAUGGCCUGGGGCAAAGUAGCCAACCAAUUGUUAAAGUGCUGUUACUAAUGGCCAUGAUUCAUCAUGAUUUAGAACCACAAUCAGAGUCUGAAAUUUAUAUUUCUAAUGUUAUUUUGUCUCGUUAACUUAGUAUGAGCAGGUGUAACGUAACAUGUGUAACAAAGCAGCUUAAUAACGAUAAGGGAUAAAUUCAGUUUUUUCUCUCUAAGAAAUGUGUUAAUUUGCUGAGACUAGCUCAGAGAAGAUUUGAAUGACUUGCCUUCAUGAAUACAGACUGGGAUUUCAUUCAAAUCCCUUCAAAUUCGUGAAAUAAAUUAUAUCUCACCUAUA
This is a messenger RNA of Gadus morhua (Atlantic cod), 3695 nucleotides long. Its product is annotated as sulfotransferase family cytosolic 2B member 1-like. The record is from RefSeq and is a predicted model, not a curated record. Lineage: Eukaryota; Metazoa; Chordata; Actinopteri; Gadiformes; Gadidae. Bases 2479 to 3339 code for a protein of 286 amino acids. Gene Ontology annotation, molecular function: sulfotransferase activity. The transcript is spliced from 8 exons.